AUGCAGUCCUCUGUCGAGGCCAAUGGCAAGUCUCCCGACCCAAAGUCAAGCCCACAAGAGACGGCGAGCGUCUCGGAGGGCCUGGGCCUCGCCAGUGAUGUCCAUCUUCGCCGGGAGUUCAAGGAGCGUCACAUUUCCAUGAUUGCAGUUGCCGGAGCAAUUGGCACCGGCCUCAUCAUCGGCUCGGGAACUGGAUUGGUUCGUGGCGGUCCGGCUAGUCUGCUGAUUGCUUAUUGCAUCGUCGGCGCGGUUGUAUUUUUCAUCAUGACGGCGCUGGGGGAAAUGGCUACAUUCCUGCCCAUGGACAAGGGCUUUGCCGGUUAUGCCACUCGGUUCGUUGAUCCGGCACUUGGCUUCGCAACUGGCUGGAACUACUUUUUCAAGUAUGCAAUUGUGCUGCCGAAUAAUUUGACUGCGGCGGGGAUCAUUAUCCAGUAUUGGAGACCCGAUCUCAAUGUUGGUAUAUUCGUGGCUACCUUUACUGUAGCCAUUGUUGCAGUAAACAUUCUUCACGUGUCAUUCUUUGGAGAGGCUGAAUUCUGGAUGUCCGUGACAAAGCUUCUCGUCUUGGUACUACUCAUCAUUACCUGCUUCACAAUAUCAAUGGGCGGCCAACCGUCAGGCGAGCGCAUCGGAUUCAAAUACUGGUCAGACCCUGGCGCCUUUGGGACGUUCUUGGUACCUGGCACCACUGGCCGGUUCCUGGGCUUUUGGGCAUGCAUGGUCCAGGCUUGCUUUGCAUACACUGGCACCGAAGUCGUGGGCGUAGCGUUUGGCGAAGCCCCGAAUCCAAAAAAGACAGUUGCGCGGGCUGCAAAACAAACUCUGUUCCGAAUCACGACAUUUUACAUCCUCGGUGCCCUGGUCUUGGGAAUGAGCGUACCCUAUACCAACGAUCAGCUGAUUGGCGCCACCCACUCGAGCACGGGAGCUGCUGCCAGCCCUUUCGUGGUGGCCGUACAGCUCGCGAAAAUUCCAGUAUUCCCUCACGUCAUCAACGCAUGCCUCCUGAUCUUUGUGAUCAGCGCCGCCAAUAGUGAUAUCUACAUCGGUUCGAGAACUCUGUUCGGCUUGGCUCACGACGGACAAGCGCCAGCCAUAUUCCGUCGCACCUCUGCAAACGGUGUGCCCUUGUGGGGUGUAGCCAUGAUGAGUGUCUUUACGGUACUAGCAUACAUGAAUGUCAGUAAAGACUCGUCCACUGUUUUUGGAUAUCUUGUAAGUCUCGUGACUGUCUUUGGGACACUGAACUGGAUAAGCUGCUUGGUCAGUUAUAUUCGAUUCACUCGCGCCAUGAAGGCGCAGGGCAUCUCCCGAGACUUGAUGCCAUAUCGAGGUCCACUACAGCCUUAUGGAAGUUAUUUUGCCCUCUUGCUCACCAUAUUAAUCACCUUCUUCAACGGCUACAACGCCUUUAUACCUUCAUUUACUGUUUCGUCCUUUGUGACGUCGUAUAUUGGCAUUAUAAUAUACAUUCUCAACAUUGUGUGGUGGAAGUAUUUUAGAAAGAGCAAGGCUGUUGGCUUGCAUGACAUGGACCUUUAUACGGGCAGAAUAGAGGAUUGA
Messenger RNA from Pestalotiopsis fici W106-1, 1566 nucleotides. RefSeq names its product amino-acid permease. Gene Ontology annotation, biological process: amino acid transmembrane transport. The record is from RefSeq and is a predicted model, not a curated record. The coding region runs from base 1 to 1566 and encodes 521 amino acids. The transcript has 4 exons. NCBI's taxonomy places the organism in Eukaryota, Fungi, Ascomycota, Sordariomycetes, Amphisphaeriales, Sporocadaceae. Gene Ontology annotation, cellular component: membrane. Gene Ontology annotation, molecular function: amino acid transmembrane transporter activity.